AUGAGUAAUAAACGUAAACACGCUUUAUAUGAUGUUCAGCAAAAGCUGGAUGUCAUCGAAAGAAUACGAAACGGCGAAACUCGCAUUAAACUUGAUGAAGGUGGUUUAAGACGCAAGAGAGCCAGAACAGCAAAAGAUCCAGAAUUAGACAAAGCAACUUUUAAUGCAUUUUGUGAGGCUAGAAACAAUGGUAUCCCUAUUUCUGGUCCAGUCAUCCAAGCGCAGGCAGAAAAAUUAUACAAGGAAAUUCAUGGUCCCGAUGCAGAUCCUGAGUUUACAGUUUCAAGUGGCUGGUUGAAAAGGUGGAAACAGCCACACGGCAUUUCACAAGUAAAGAUCAAUGGAGAGAUUAAGUCAGCAAACACUGUAGCAGCAGAAGUGUUCAUUCCCAAAUUUCAACAAUUCAUAGAAGAACAGCAGCUAACAGAAGAGAUGAUUUUCAACGCUGAUGAAACGGGCCUUUACUACAAAAUACUGCCUGAUAGGACUUUAGCCACGAAGAAAGACAAGACCAGCAAAGAAGGUUAUAAACAGAUCAAAGACAGGGUGACAAUGUUAUUUUGCUGUAACUGGACGGGUCAUCACAAGCUAACACCUCUUUGUAUUGGCAAGUUUGGUUCCCCAAGAUGUUUCCACAACAUCAACAUGUCAUCAUUACCACUGGACUACGAUCACAGCAAGAAUGCCUGGAUGACAGCAGCAAUUUUUGAGAAGUGGUUUCAUCAGACGUUCAUCCCUGAUGUUCGUAGGCACCUUAGAAGUAAGGUAAUGGAACCACAAGCAUGCCUACUUCUAGACAACUGUCCAGCCCACCCCCCUGCAGAGACGUUGAAGUCCAGAGAUGGCAAGAUUUUCAUUUAUUACCUUCCAAAGAAUACAACGUCCAAGAUUCAGCCCCUAGAUCAAGGCAUCAUUUCUGUGUUCAAGGCCAAUUAUAGACGGGAGAUGAUAAAGUCCAUGGUUGAAGAAGAUAAGAGUGUCCCUAUGUUCCUGAAGACUGUAAGAAUUAAAGAAGCACUGUAUUUGUCUGAGUCAGCCUGGGGAGCAAUCAAGCCUGAAACAAUUCAAAAUUGUUGGACUAAAGCCCUUGGAGGUCCCAUCACAGAGAACCCCACUACUGUUGAAGAAGACGAAGAUGAAGACUUCCUAGGUUUCAGUCCAGAAGAACAUCCUCCAUUUCGCUCUGAAGAAAACCACAAUGAAGAUGAAGAAGAAGAAGAAGAUCCUGUCCCAGUACCUCCAACUAGAACCGCUGAUGAUGCAGUUAACGGACUUGAAGUGGCCUUAGAGUACUACGAGCGUGUGGGGGAUAAAGUAAAGACACUACAGCUGAAGUCUCUCAUAAGAGAUGCCAAGAUGAGAGCUUCUAGGAAUAAGAAGCAAGCUGACAUCACCUCGUAUUUUACUAAAAAAUAA
This is a messenger RNA of Erpetoichthys calabaricus (reedfish), 1416 nucleotides long. Its product is annotated as jerky protein homolog-like. NCBI's taxonomy places the organism in Eukaryota, Metazoa, Chordata, Cladistia, Polypteriformes, Polypteridae. Gene Ontology annotation, cellular component: nucleus. The transcript has 3 exons. Gene Ontology annotation, molecular function: DNA binding. The record is from RefSeq and is a predicted model, not a curated record. Bases 1 to 1416 code for a protein of 471 amino acids.